CAAGUCUUAACACGGGAGGUGCUACUUAUUCAUGAGUUGUUUUAUAUUGGAGUUUGAAACUUCACAAACAAAAAACAGAACUCAAGAUCAUGGAUCCAAAAUUGCAGAAAACAAGUGUCCUAAUGUUGCCAUGGUUGGCUCAUGGACACAUAUCACCUUUCUUUGAGCUAGCAAAGAAGCUCUCACAAUACAACUUCCACAUAUAUUUCUGUUCUACACCAAUCAAUCUUAAACCCCUCAGAGAAAAUCCAUUCCCCAACAAGAAUAAGAUACAACUCAUAGAUCUCCACCUUCCUUCUUCACUUCUCCCUCCUCACUAUCACACCACCAAAGACCUCCCUCCGCAUCUUAUGUCCACUCUCAAGACUGCUUUUGAUGAGUCAAAGCCUGUGUUUUGUGAUGUAUUGAAGACCCUUGAACCAGAUAUUUUAAUCUAUGAUUUCUUGCAACCAUGGGCACCAGCAGCAGCUAUUGAGCUGAAUAUUAGAGCUGUUAUGUUCUUACUUACUGGCGGGGCGACGACUUCUUUCCUGAUGCAUCACUGUAUUAAUCCAGGGGUGGAGUUCCCAUUUCCGGAGUUUCGAUUUCCGGAAGCUGAAGUCAUGAAAUUCAUUAACUUCAUGUUUGAUACUGCAAAUGGUAUCACAAAUGGAGACAGGUACUUUAAAUGCUUAGAAAGAUCAAACAACAUGGUAUUGGUGAAGACAUCAAGAGAGAUUGAAGCAAAGUAUAUAGACUAUUGUUCUGUUUUGACCAAGAAAGAGAUGGUUUCUGUAGGAGCUCUUGUUCAAGAACCUGAAGUCAAAGUCGAUGAUACGAGGACAUUGAAUUGGCUAAAGAAGAAGGAACCCAGUUCAGUUGUUUUUGUCUCCUUUGGAAGUGAAUAUUUUCUCUCCAAGAAAGAAAUGAAUGAGAUAGCUCUGGGGCUAGAACUCAGCGAAGUUAGUUUCAUAUGGGUUGUCAGAUUCCAUGGUGAAGGUAGAGAUUGCAGAUCCAUUGAAGAGGCCUUGCCAGAUGGGUUUUUAAAGAGAAUUGGAGAGAGAGGUUUGAUAGUUGAAAACUGGGCACCGCAAUUGAAAAUAUUAGAACAUCCAAGCAUCGGUGGAUUCGUGAGUCAUUGUGGUUGGAGUUCAACAAUGGAGGGAAUGAUGUUUGGUGUACCAAUCAUAGCCAUGCCUAUGCAGCUAGACCAACCUUUGAAUGCUAGAUUGGUGGUCAAGUUUGGUGUGGGCAUUGAGGUUCCAAGAGAGAGCGGAAGGAUUUUCCAGAAGGAGGAGAUGGCGAGGGUGAUCAAACAAGUAGUCAUGGAAGAAGAAGGGAAGGAAGUAAGGAAAAAAGCAAAGGAAGUUAGCCAGAAGAUGAGAGAGAUUGGGGAUGCAGAGAUGGACAUGAUUGUGGAGAAGCUGCUGCUGCUGCUUAUUUAAGGAAAUUUUGUGAAGGUUUUCGUCAUAUCAUUGAAAAAAAAAUCAAACGGCUUCCUCUAUCUUAUUAAGACUACAACCAUAUCCAAGCAGCCAUGUUUGAAUAGCAAGAAGCUCAGAGAGUAGCAACAAGCUUCUUCUUUUUUUCAUAGGGAGCUUAGUUAAACGAAGGUAAUAUAGACGUAUUGAUGUCUUUAUCUGCUUGGCUGCUACAUGCUUUUCAUAAUCACAUAUUUCAAAUGUCAUAAUCAAAGGUCUAGAUUAGCUCAGUGUAAUGUAAUAAAGUAGUCAAAUAGGCGAAAAUGGCCGCCUUUGACAGGUUUAUCGGUCAUUUUUAAGCAGCAAAUGACCUAGUCAAAGAAAUUCUUGCAUCUCAUCUGGUUAGAGUCCAAGGAGAAAACUUAAUAUAGGAUCUCUAUAGGCUUAAAUAUCAAAAUAUUAAAUCAUUAUACUGCCUUUUCCAUGAUGUGUAAUGCCUACGCUGGUAGAGUGCGACAAGAAGAGCCUGUAAAGGUUGUUGACUAUUUCUUUAACAUGAAAGAUGAAAUCAAGUUCUGUAAAUACUGUAGUAAUCUAUGAUGUGUUAAUUGUGAUUCAGUACGUAACUUUCCUAGUAUC
Molecule: messenger RNA, 2039 nt
Organism: Tripterygium wilfordii
Lineage: Eukaryota; Viridiplantae; Streptophyta; Magnoliopsida; Celastrales; Celastraceae
Product: flavanone 7-O-glucoside 2''-O-beta-L-rhamnosyltransferase-like
Exons: 2
Coding region: 90-1424 (444 amino acids)
Molecular function (GO): UDP-glycosyltransferase activity
Source: RefSeq, a predicted model, not a curated record